AUGGUCCUUCACAAAGAGAAUUUCACAUCCGUGGACACGCAUCGAGUCCUGAUCGGCAUCACCAGUACGGCCAUGAACGAUAUGAAUACGAUGACCGAGCUCGCCGAAAUACCCCUUCUCCUCGGCGGGAUCGACAUUACCAUGAUCGAGACGAUCCUCGGGCCAGAAGAGACAAUCGUGGCAGGAGUCGCAGCCGGAGCUGGAGCCGUGACAGGAGCCGUUCGCCUUCAGAGGAACGGCCUCCAAGUCGAGGCAUGCCAAGCAAGGAAGUCAUAA
Exophiala bonariae is the source of this 276-nucleotide messenger RNA. RefSeq lists its product as uncharacterized. The record is from RefSeq and is a predicted model, not a curated record. The transcript has a single exon. NCBI's taxonomy places the organism in Eukaryota, Fungi, Ascomycota, Eurotiomycetes, Chaetothyriales, Herpotrichiellaceae. Bases 1 to 276 code for a protein of 91 amino acids.